UUAUGACACAGAUUCUGGAACCUUCACAGGCCACACUCCUUUAGUCUGCUUAGGUCUGAUUAACCUGAGCCACAUAGUUCCUCUGUAACCCUCUGCAUGCUUGUCUACAAGGACCUCUGCCACAUCCCAGUUCAUACUGCUCAGAAACAGUGAGCUUGGGGUGUUCCUUUUAUCUUGAUCUCCCUUUGACAAAGAAAUCCAGAUGACACAGAACCCUCUGAAGACAACACCUGAAAAAUGGCAGUCUUGGAAAUAACUUUGGCUGUCAUCCUGACUCUACUGGGACUUGUUAUUCUGGCUAUUUUAUUAACAAGAUGGACACGACGCAAACAAAAUGAAAUUGAUGUCUCAAGAUACAGUUCAGAACAAAGUGCUGGUCUUCUGGACUAUGAAGAUGGUAGAGAUUUUCCCUCUCAGAGAUCUAAAAGAGGAAGAGGAUUCCGACAUUUAUAUUCAACAGAAAGUGACACUUCAUAUGAUGAUCGAGCACUGUCUCAAUCAAGUAUUGCUUUGGUGCAAGGAUCCAUGAGUAAUACAAAAGCCUUCAAAGCAACUUCAGAACCUUUAUCAGGCAGUGCAGGACCCAUAAAUUCUCCACAGGAAGAGUAG
This is a messenger RNA of Acinonyx jubatus (cheetah), 609 nucleotides long. RefSeq names its product testis expressed basic protein 1 (gene TSBP1). The transcript is spliced from 12 exons. The record is from RefSeq and is a predicted model, not a curated record. Bases 238 to 609 code for a protein of 123 amino acids. Lineage: Eukaryota; Metazoa; Chordata; Mammalia; Carnivora; Felidae.